This is a messenger RNA of Necator americanus (New World hookworm), 939 nucleotides long. RefSeq lists its product as uncharacterized. The record is from RefSeq and is a predicted model, not a curated record. Gene Ontology annotation, biological process: water transport; glycerol transmembrane transport. The transcript has 9 exons. Gene Ontology annotation, molecular function: glycerol channel activity; water channel activity. The coding region runs from base 1 to 939 and encodes 312 amino acids. Gene Ontology annotation, cellular component: basolateral plasma membrane; plasma membrane. Lineage: Eukaryota; Metazoa; Nematoda; Chromadorea; Rhabditida; Ancylostomatidae.
AUGGAUGAAUUUCGGGAACGCAUUAGUAAUACGCUCCGAAUCGAGGAUAAUAAACUCGUACGAGAGUUGUUAGCUGAAACUAUUGGCACAUUCUUUCUGUUGCUUAUCGGCACAGCAGCAAAUGUCCAAGCAGCAGCCUCGGAUGGUGGAAAUAUGACAUCAUGUCAUAUAGCAUGGGGAAUUGGAUUCAUGUUUGCUGUAUAUUUAGCCGCUAGCGUAUCAGGUGCUCAUUUAAAUCCGGCUAUUUCAUUGGCACAAUGUGUACUUGGUAAUAUUCCUACCUGGAAAGUAUUCCUAUUCUCAUUUGCUCAAAUUAUCGGUGCUUACUUAGGAACAGCUGUUAGUUACUUUGGUCAUCAUGACGAUCUCUGGAAGUUGGACGGUGGUAUCCGGCGUGUAACCGGCUCUCAAGCAACUGCUGGUCUGUUCACCACCUUCCCCUCACCACAAAUGAGUACAUGGGGAAGUUUGUUGGAUCAGAUAAUUGGUACAGCAAUAUUGGCAGGUCUAGUAUGCCUUAUCACGGAUAAACGACACAAAAUUCCACCCGGGUUUGUCCCACCAUUGGCAGGAGCGAUCAUGUCGAUGGUCGCCAUGACUUUUGGCGCUAAUGGUGGAUUCGCAAUUAAUCCGGCUCGAGAUCUUGGUCCAAGACUUUUCACACUUUGUGCUGGUUAUGGUUGGGAGGUGUUCAGCGCUAAUGAAUUCUACUUCUGGAUUCCGAUUGUUGGUCCGAUAAUCGGUGCGAUCAUCGGCGCAUUUUUGUACAAACUAUUCGUCGGACUUCACGGACUCAAUGAAGAUCUUGAACUUACUUCUAAAGGUUAUAAUGAUUUCAUGUCUCGCUCACAAGGCAUCCUAAUCGGCUACGAUAACACAUUAUCAAGAACAGCCACAAAUCUCGGCGUUCAACGACCACCUAUCGAAACUCGCUACUAA